Messenger RNA from Labrus mixtus (cuckoo wrasse), 1398 nucleotides. It is a transcript of the gene scamp4, whose product is annotated as secretory carrier membrane protein 4. The transcript has 7 exons. The coding region runs from base 146 to 847 and encodes 233 amino acids. Gene Ontology annotation, cellular component: recycling endosome membrane; trans-Golgi network membrane. NCBI's taxonomy places the organism in Eukaryota, Metazoa, Chordata, Actinopteri, Labriformes, Labridae. The record is from RefSeq and is a predicted model, not a curated record. Gene Ontology annotation, biological process: protein transport.
AGCCGCAGUAGGAUUCAUGGGGACGAAAAAGAGCAUCCUGGAUGAUUACCGGACCCCUGCUGCAGUCGACGGAAACUAAACGGAGAUAAACGUUACACCGGUAAUAUCGUUCUCUCAUCUACGAUAAUAAGUCUGGGAAUCUAAAAUGGCAGAGCGGGUAAAUAACUUUCCUCCCCUGCCUCAGUUCAUGAGAAUAAAGCCAUGCUUUUACCACAACAUAGAAGAGGAAAUCCCCGCACCCCAUCAGCAGUUGGUGCGCAGAGUCUAUACACUUUGGAUGAUGUAUUCAGGUACACUGUGCUUAAAUGUCAUCUCCUGUAUUGCCUGGUGGGCUGGCGGCGGUAAUGCCACCAACUUUGGCUUCUCUCUUCUCUGGCUCGUCCUCUUCAGCCCGUGCAGUUACACCUGCUGGUUCAGACCGCUCUACAAAGCCUUCAGGGCUGACAGCUCAUUCAACUUCAUGGCCUUUUUCUUCAUCUUCUUCCUUCAGUGUGUCUUAGCCCUCAUCCAGACUAUCGGGAUCUCCGGCUGGGGAACGUGCGGCUGGAUUGCCACGGUGAUGUUUUUCAGCUAUAAUACGGGCUCGGCUAUAGUGAUGCUAAUCACAGCGCUGCUCUUCACACUGGUGACGGCUUUAAUGGCGCUUGUUCUCAUCAAGGUGCACAGAAUGUACCGUGGUGGCGGAGGAAGUAUGGCGCGCGCUCAGGAGGAGUGGAGCACCGGGCUGUGGAAGAGUGCUCCAGUGAGGGAAGCGGGGUUUAACGCUGUAGCUCAGUCGGCUCAGGGCCCCAGCUUGCCUCAGUACCCUGCCGCAGUGCCGAGCUACCCCGACAACAGCCAGUGGUGAUAGCUGAGAGUGGCCACUAGGGGGAGACAGAUUAUUGACCAUUGUUGUGGUAACGUUCAAGUCAUUUCAACCUUCCAGUGAGAGAGAAUGCUUCUAUGUUUUUGUUUUUUAUGAGAGGACAAGGUUGCCUUGUCGAAUAGUUUCUUGGUUAAAGCCGUGCUCUUGUAGUGGAGUCAGAUUUAUCAUUCCAUCUUUGUUUACAUCGACUUGAUUCAAACGAAGGAGAGGGCUGCAGUUUGAGGCUCUAAAGAAAUGUGCCAACGGGAACUCCAGAAGAGUGUAUGGAGCUGCUGAACGACGUGUGCCUUUAUGAACACUUCUGAUAGCUUUGUUUUAUGUGUGUGUGUGUCAGCAUGCUGAGAUUGUGUCUCUCCUGCACAUGCACGGUUUUUAUGCGCUCGCUUUGUGUUCAGAUGUUUUCUGGAAGGAGUUCAGUUUAUUUUUGAUAUGCUGUGCCUUUUUUUUUUAUCUUUGUGCUCACCUGCUUUGGCUGUGAUUUCCUAAAUAUCGUGUGCACAUGUUGCAUGUGAAGAAAGAACUUUGCUCGACUA